AUGGAACAUCAGCUUUUUCACCAGCCAUCAACCACGCCCGUGAUUGUAUGUAAGCUAUGUGAAUAUGGUGUUCGACCAAAAGAGGUUUCUCGCCACCUCCAAUCUACUAAUCAUCGGAUGCCGAAGCCAAAAGCGCGCCAAAUUGCCGAGGCAGUUCAACAAUGGGAGCGUGCGGCGGAAUGUGAUGAAUGGCAGCCGCCAUUAGCGGUUAAUCAGCCCGUUCCUAAUUUGCCUGUAUAUUCAGAUGGCAUUUUAUGCGAGCAAGGCCCGAUGUGCCAGUUUGUUGCCCGGUCAAUUGGCACUAUGCGACAACACUGGCGUGAUCAUCACAGCUGGGUAGCUCCUACAAACCGGGGCGGUCGUCGGCGGCAGCAUACUUCAUCAGCUGCGGAGCAACAGAUCCAACAAUUCACUCGUAUCGUCCGAUGCCAACGCGCGUUUAACCAGGGGCCAGGGUCCCAUUACAUCCGCGUUCAAACCCUCGGAGCCGAGGCCAUUCCCGGGGCUGAUUUGUUAGCAAUGUCUGAUCAUAACAGUGAGGUGAUUGAUCAGAUGGAAAGAGCAUAUGCCGAAAGAGAGGAGCUCCCCCAGGUGAUCGUGGCUAGCCAGCGAGACGAGACGAAUCCAUGGCUUCGGAGGACCCAAUGGGCCGUCUAUCUCCAGGGGAUCAACCCGCACGACCUAGUGGACUGUGUCCGAGCCCCCGAUCCCGAAUCUGUUGAUCAGACCGAGCAAGCUGCCUAUGCAAUUUGGAAUUCAAUGGCCGCUGUGGCUCGCAUCAGCCAGUUGAUCUGCACCAAAACGAGCCACACAAUUCGGUGCGAGGCUGUUCGGACUGAGCGGGAUCGCCUGCCACAUCAACCACUACAAGCAUAUAUGGAUGCUGAUAACGUUAAGCGACACACGAUCCCGUGGCAGCAGAUUCUCAUGUUUUUCACGCGCACGCAGGCCCCACACGACUGGGCUAGCCCCCACUAUAAGUUGUCAAAACGCCAGCGAGUGGCAUGGACCACACUAUGGAGACUAGCCCAGCAGGUGACCCAUCGCCAGGGCAGGGCAGGCCAUUCUAACACAGGCCAGGGCAGUGAAGACCUGAGCAGUUCGGACCAAAGCAGUGUGCAUUCAGGAAGUGAUUCCGAGGACCAACAGGACCAAAUCACUAGCGAAUCCCCCUUUCAGCUCACACCCCUUGACUCCGCCUGUCUCGACUUUUGCAUUGAGCUGUUAAACCACCGAACUAAGGUCGAGGACUAUGAGAGCGCGCUCAUCUGCGCUAGCGCGGUGCUUGGACGUGGAGAGGCAGGCUGGGGCACUGCCCAGAGCUAUCCUCCAAUCUUGUCAAAAGUGAUCAAGAUUGCUCGGUUUAUGGUGGUCCACAAAGCAUUAAAGCUAGACCCAACGGCCGAGAAGAUGAUUCACCAACUAGCUACGCAUCAGAUGGCUGGCGAAUGGGAUACAGAGAGUCCGUUAGAUUCGCCUGAUUUCACGUUUCUAACGCAAACAACGGACGAUUGGUUUUACAACGAUAACGAUGGAGAUCAGGGGGCAGCACAGCCAUCGCACUUUGUGCAGUUUAGCCAGGGCCACACACAGGGCCACCGCCAACGAUCAUUCCGGGAGUGGGUGACCGAGAUGGUCAGCCAGUUUAUGGUCCGCGGCACUAACAGUCCAAUGCAGUGGCUGUUAGAUCUACGCACCUACGGCUUGAAGAUCCAUUAUAACAGCACCGCCACAGGCCAUGUUGGCUGGAUGAACCAAGACCAGCUGUUAUAUCAACAGUACAGUUUCACUAUGGGUGACUUCCGCGGCUUUACCCACGCCCUCGUAAGCUCCACACGCCAGAUACUACACGAAGAGCUCCUGUUUAGUCAGGCUAGCUCAGUUCCCACGAUCCCGUGGCAGGCUAUCUAUGAUGAUCCCACCGAGACCGCGCACGGGUGGAGCUUUCUAAAAGACACUCGUACGGUAUGGCCUGUGGCCGGUGCCGAAUGGAUGGUGAAUCGGGUCCGAAACGAGAGACCACUCCAGCAGCGUUUCAUCGAGUCUAGUGCCGGCCGGCUCCGAAUGUCGAAUGUGCACAGUUAUCUCCAACGGGUAGCCCAUUUCCGCGAGAAGCUAGCCAUUGCUGUCCACGUCAGCGGAGGCCAGCCUGCACGGGCACCAGAGCUGUUAAGCAUUCGGCACUACAAUACUGAUAGUGGAGGCCACCGGAAUGUGUUUGUCGAAGAUGGUCUGGUAGCGUUUGUUACGCAGUACCACAAAGGGUUUUAUAGUACGAACGACGUGAAGGUUAUUCAUCGGUAUCUACCCCGGGAAGUAGGUGAGCUAGUGGUUUGGUAUCUAUGGCUAGUGCUGCCGUUUGUGGAGAGAUUGGAGGCGUACACACAGAAGGUGCGCGGGGAGGCAUCUGAUGCUGAGACGACUGGCCCCCGUCGACAGGCAUAUCUAUGGUCCCCUGACCCUGGCACCGGCCGGCAGUGGUCCUCGGAGAGACUGAGAGAAGUGCUAAAGCGAGAAACCACCAUUGGUUUGAACGGGCACGCCAUCAAUCUCCAUGCAUACCGAGACAUCGCCAUUGGGAUCAGCCGACGAUUUAUGCGGCCAUCGAGCAUUUUCCCCAAUAAUGCCCAACAGGACAGUCGGGCCGAGGCAUCCCAAGAAGAUGACGAAGAUGGGAUCAAUGCCGAGCAAUGGAUGGGCCAUAUUGCCGAUCUCCAAGCAGCCCAUUCAUCCCAUGUGGCCGGGAUGAUCUAUGGCCGCGGGAUCACCGAGCAGCCCGGUACAACGGCCCACCGGCGAGAGAUGUUUCGGCUCAGCAGCACCGAUUGGCACCGCUUUCUAGGCUUUGUGUCCGCUGAUGACGGAGGGGCCGAGAGCGCAUUGGGGCUCGCGCAGCCUUCGCCAUGGCAAAAAGAAGCUGAGAUGAGCCGCACGGAGCGCCGGUGGCAGCUAGCCCAGGCCGCCAUCGAGCCUGAGAUGCAACGGAUGAUGGGCAACACCGGGCUACGGCUUCGAGGGGUGCAGGCACCGGCAUUAGCUGCCAUUCAACAGGGCCAGAGCCCAGUGGUGGCUGUGAUGCCCACCGGCGGCGGCAAGAGCCUGCUAUUCAUGCUACCCGCGUGGAUCAGCCCCCGAGGGGUAACGGUGGUCGUUGUGCCGUUAAUUGCACUACGGGGUGAUCUCGUCCACCGUUGCCGGCAGCUCGGCAUCGCAUGUGUGGAAUGGGAGAGCCGGCGGCCAGCUGAUCAAGCAUCCAUUGUACUGGUCACGCCCGAAUCGGCUAUUACGGAGGACUUUAUGACGUUCUUAAACAGGCAGCGGCUCGGCCAUCGGCUAGAUCGAAUUGUGAUUGAUGAAUGCCACGUUGUGCUAAAUGACCAAAGCCAAUUCCGGCCUGCUAUGGCCCAACUAGGCAGGUUGAUUGUGGCCCAGGCCCAGAUGAUAUAUCUAACGGCUACGUUGCCCCCGGCAGCCGAGGACCAGCUAUUCCGGCGUUUACGGACUACCCGCGAGAAGGCCCAUAUGUUUCGAGCGCGGACCCAUCGGACUAAUGUUGCGUACCGGCUCUGGCAACCCAACGUGCCGAGUCGGUACCGAAACGGCUACGAUUGGAUCGAGCGUCCCGAGAUCGUGAGAUUCAUUCAGGACCGUGUUCGGCGUGCCCGCUGCGCGGCUGGCCGAGUGGUCAUUUAUGGGCCCACUACUAAGAUCGUCGAGCACAUUGCCCAGAUCGUAGGCAGUGAAGCAUACCAUAGCCGAGUAUUCGAUCGUCCGGGCGUGCUAGCCCGAUUUCAGGCUGAUCCCACCGGCGUGGUGGCCGCAACUAGUGCGCUAGGUAUGGGGGUUGAUAUCCCCAACAUCCGGUGUAUCAUUCACAUCGGGGUGCCGCGCAGUCUGCUAGACUACGCGCAAGAGAGUGGGCGAGCGGGCCGGGAUGGGGACCGCAGUGAGGCCAUUAUCAUUCAGCCCGAGGGGUUCCAGCGGCCAAUAUGGGACCAAAUCCAUGAGGACCCCAUCAAGGCUCAGGCGGAGCAGAGCCGGCUAGAUCUAUUGCGGGGAUUCUGA
Penicillium soppii is the source of this 4065-nucleotide messenger RNA. RefSeq lists its product as uncharacterized. The coding region runs from base 1 to 4065 and encodes 1354 amino acids. Gene Ontology annotation, cellular component: chromosome; cytoplasm. The transcript has 4 exons. Lineage: Eukaryota; Fungi; Ascomycota; Eurotiomycetes; Eurotiales; Aspergillaceae. Gene Ontology annotation, biological process: double-strand break repair via homologous recombination. Gene Ontology annotation, molecular function: ATP binding; nucleic acid binding; four-way junction helicase activity. The record is from RefSeq and is a predicted model, not a curated record.